AUGUCCAAUUAUACUGGGCCACCGAAUAAUCAUAGCGACGCUUACUAUGGCCAGCAGGGCCAAGGUUACUAUCCGCCCCACCAGGAACCUGACCGUCUACCCCAGCAACAAUACUACAACCCCACACCACAACAGUAUAACCAGCCACCAUAUGGUGAACAGGCCGCGACUCACCAAGGAUAUCCUGCUUCCUCGGCUACCUAUGGCCAACAAUACCCGCAAGCCCCCCAGCCUGUAGAUUCUGGUACCAACUACCAGUAUCCUCCACAGUUCUCUGGUCAAGAUCGCGGACACUUGCCCUACACUCCAAAUCAGCAGCACCAAAGCAACGGCGAGAGCGCAUCAUAUUAUGGGGGUGACAUGCAACAUCAACAUCCACCGGGCUAUGCCGCUGGUCCUGGAGGCCCUGAGGGUGAUAGAGGACUUGGAUCUACGCUACUGGGGGGUGCUGCAGGUGGAUUUGCCGGCCAUAAAAUGGGCGGUGGUUUCCUUGGGACCGCGGGUGGUGCAGUACUAGGUGCAGUAGGAAUGAACAUGGCAACCCAUGAAAUGUGA
Penicillium longicatenatum is the source of this 555-nucleotide messenger RNA. RefSeq lists its product as uncharacterized. Lineage: Eukaryota; Fungi; Ascomycota; Eurotiomycetes; Eurotiales; Aspergillaceae. Bases 1 to 555 code for a protein of 184 amino acids. The record is from RefSeq and is a predicted model, not a curated record. The transcript is spliced from 2 exons.